Molecule: messenger RNA, 2179 nt
Organism: Mauremys reevesii (Reeves's turtle)
Lineage: Eukaryota; Metazoa; Chordata; Testudines; Geoemydidae
Product: C-type lectin domain family 2 member D-like
Exons: 7
Coding region: 514-1116 (200 amino acids)
Source: RefSeq, a predicted model, not a curated record
CACUACUAUUUUCCCUUUCCCUCCUUGGCUCAAGCCCUGGACAUCAACAGGGAGUGGUUGCUGCUCUUCAAAACCACCCAUGCCAGAGCCUGACUCUCAUAAGCCACACCAAGAUGGCGCAGGUUGCAGCAGAGAUGAGGAGCAACAACCUUACCCUUAUUUUGGCAGACAUCUAACCGCUGACUGGAAUACUGCAGAAUAUUUCAAGCACAGCAGCUGAGCGGUGGUUUGGCUCUGCACAAGGGUUAUAGACACCCUCUGACCCUUUCUCUCUCCAGCAUUUCAUGACAGAGCUGAUUAGACUCACUUGAGAGUCUUUUGUUAUGGAUCACUAGAGCUGAGAUCAUUGAUAAGCAGCUGAAACAAGAAGAAAGAGCCAGUGCUCUGUGACCAGCUAGCUCUCUGCUGAGCCUCACCGAGCAGCCUGCAGACCACCCUCUGAGAUCCUCUGAGCUACACAAUUUUACCACGUGCCAGCCGAUACUGAUUGCAGCCAGAAGAUACAAGAAAGCAAUGUGCUCCACUUGCUACCUGAAUCAAUCAGAGAAUGGAGGAGAAACAGCUAAGGCACUUACUAACCCUCCAGGUUCACAGACAAAAAACAGACCAGAUGAAUCUCACUUCUGGCUUUGCCAUAUCCUCUGGAAAUAUAGAUUAGUCACGGUCCUGUUUCUAGUUUUUCUCAUUAUUGAUAUUAUUGUUUUGGCAGUGGUUAGCAGAAGGCCCUGCCCAAAUCAUGCUGCUGCCACAUGUCCAGUCGAUUGGAUUGGGUCCCAAGGCAGAACAUACCCAUGGAAAUGCUACUACUUCUCCCAGGUCGAUGGGGACUGGAACUCCAGCCAGAGAAACUGCUCUUUGCUCGGUGCCUCCCUGGCUACAGUUGACACCUGGGAGGAAAAGGAGUUCAUGCUGCACUAUAAGGGACGCUCAGAAACCUGGAUUGGCCUUACCAGGGAAGAAGAAGACAAGCCCUGGAAAUGGGUAAAUGGCACCCCAUUCAAGGACCAGUUUCCAAUAAGGGGAGGAGGUGAAUGCGCGUAUCUGAAUGACGACAAAGGUAUCAGCAGCUCAAGAUGCAGCACAGGGAGACGCUGGGUCUGCAGCAGGCCAGACUGAUGCACAAAGCCAAGGCAAAAGGCAAUGCGAGGCCUUCGGAAUGAGGGAGAGUGAUUAGUCGUCACUUUGCUUUCUGAACUGGAGAUAUUGACCCUUGUCGACUCACUGAGGACUGGUCCAAACCUGUGUUUCGAUGGAAAAUUGGGCUGGGAAAUGUAGUUCUCAUAGAUUCUGAGGCCAGAAGGGACCACUGUGAUCCCCUCUCCUAGAUGGGAGACUGCGGUGCAUUGUGGGAGACGUAGUCUGACCAAGACGCCUGGCAUGUAGAGGAGAAUGGGAGCAUGAGGAAACAGAACUACAUCUCCCGUGAGGUACCACAGCAGCAUUUCCAAAUCAAAGUAUUUCAAUUUGGAUAAAAAAAUUGAAGUUUUCUACACAAAACCCCUCCCCUAUAUUCUGACCAGCUCUGGUCUCAACUAAUGUGCCAAAGUGUCAGCAUUAGGGCCUUCACUAACGUAAACGUUAUUUUUCUGAAUAUUAAUAUAUUUUUCCAUAUGACCAGCUACCAAAACCAUUAAAGAAAACACUAUGUUCUUCCCUUCCUCCUGAAGCAAUACCUCUUCUACCAGCUUCUCAAGCUGGAUGUUGCAAACAAGCUGUUCCCAAAGGACUGUAAUCACGCUGCUUUUCCUGUAGUGUGAAAUGAGAAGACGGUCUUGCUGUGGAAAAGGUUGAGAUCCCUUGAUCUACCCACUGCACAAACAAUUCACGAACAGGCAUUCUCAUGUUAGUCAAUAAAAAAAGUGGGAGAGACACUCUGCGUAUUGGACCUUAUUCGCUAAGAUGUGAGAGGUAGCUGUGGUUAGGUGACUAAUAAAGCAAUAAGCCAACGAAGGGUAUGCAGUGAUAGGCUACUGGAUUGUCCUGUGGCCCCAUCCUCCGUUAUUAUUAUCAUGAGUCAUUGUGUAUUAUGGCUGUGCAUAGAGGCCCCACCUGACAUCAGGACCCCGCUGUGCCAGGGGCUGCACAGACACAUAGGGAGAGACAGUCCCUGCCCCAGCUGCGAUCAGAGACCCGUUGUGCUGGGUGCUACACAGAUGCACAGCGAGAGACAAGCCCUGCC